Messenger RNA from Arvicanthis niloticus (Nile rat), 1878 nucleotides. RefSeq names its product SEC22 homolog A, vesicle trafficking protein (gene Sec22a). The record is from RefSeq and is a predicted model, not a curated record. Lineage: Eukaryota; Metazoa; Chordata; Mammalia; Rodentia; Muridae. Gene Ontology annotation, biological process: endoplasmic reticulum to Golgi vesicle-mediated transport.
GGCUUUACCGGUAGUGUCCCCGAGCCGGAGCUUGGUGGCGUUGGUCGCAGAGCUUAGGAGGGCGGGCGUGCGGGGUCCGGGUCCCUGUGACCUAGGGCUGCGAGCCUCGCGGACGGCGGUUGCUGUUUGGCAGGCCUGCCCUAGGAUGUGCGGCCGGAGUAGGGGCGGCUGACCGGGAGGGACGGUCGUCCCGGGUUGCCAACGAGCCGUGGUGUUGAUUCCCUGGCUCCGGAUGUCAGAAGCACAGCGACUCACUCGGGCUGGUCUUCUGUGGGUUGAAAUGUCUAUGAUUUUAUCUGCCUCAGUCAUUCGUGUCAGGGAUGGACUACCACUGUCUGCAUCUACUGAUUAUGAGCAGAGCACAGGAAUGCAGGAGUGCAGAAAGUACUUUAAAAUGCUCUCAAGGAAACUUGCUCAAUUUCCUGAUAGAUGUACACUGAAAACUGGACACUAUAACAUUAAUUUUAUUAGCUCUCUGGGAGUGAGCUACAUGAUGUUGUGCAGUGAAAAUUAUCCAAAUGUUCUCGCCUUCUCUUUCCUGGAUGAGCUUCAGAAGGAGUUCAUUACUACUUAUAACAUGAUGAAGACCAAUACUGCUGUCAGACCAUACUGUUUCAUUGAAUUUGAUAACUUCAUUCAGAGGACCAAGCAGCGAUAUAAUAAUCCCAGGUCUCUUUCAACAAAAAUAAAUCUGUCUGACAUGCAGAUGGAAAUCAAGCUGAGGCCCCCUUAUCAAAUCCCAAUGUGUGAACUGGGAUCAGCCAAUGGAGUCACAUCCGCAUUUUCUGUUGACUGUAAAGGUGCUGGUAAGAUUUCUUCUGCCCAUCAGCGACUAGAACCAGCAACUCUGUCAGGGAUUGUGGCGUUUAUCCUUAGUCUUUUAUGUGGAGCUCUGAAUUUAAUUCGAGGCUUUCAUGCCAUAGAAAGCCUCCUGCAGAGUGAUGGUGAGGAUCUUAAUUACGUUAUUGCAUUUUUCCUUGGGACAGCAGCCUGCCUUUACCAGUGUUACUUACUUGUGUACUACACCAGCUGGCGGAAUGUCAAAUCAUUUCUGACUUUUGGCUUAGUCUGUCUGUGCAACAUGUAUCUCUACGAACUGCGCAACCUCUGGCAGCUCUUCUUUCAUGUGACUGUGGGGGCAUUUGUGACACUGCAGAUCUGGCUGAGGCAAGCCCAAGGCAAGGCUCCUGACCAUGAUGUCUGACAUCCCCCUUCAGAUGAUUUGCCUUUGCCUUCAGGGGAAGAAGGAGAGGACAUAAAUUAGUGGCCACUGUGAUGAAGAAACCAGUCACCACACAUGAGAAGCUCUGCUUUCUUUCUCUGCUCAUUUUUGUUUUACAAAUCAGCCUGGCAUGCCUGUGAGCGUGUGAGACCUGGUACGAAAACUCCCACAAGGAUCCUGCAGUGGAAUGUCAGGCACAUCACAGUAGAAGAAGUUCAGCAUCACCUGAAGACUUGGCAGGUAGCACUGAAUCCUCACUAGAGAGUUAAGCAAAGCUUAGUCAUGGGACGUGCUCUGAGGACCAAGCAGAAGUGCUACAACCUGAGUUUGCCUUUGUGAGGCAUUAGUGUAGACCAAUGAAGAGGAUGCUGCAGGAACUGGAAAGCUCCGAUCUAAAACAGCCACUGUACUAAGUGUCAGAUUAUUUGCACAAUUAUAGUACCAAGAGUUUAUGAAGCCUAGAAUGGCAUGAAAUUGGUUUUUUUACUUUUCUGUGUCUGCUACCUUCUAACUCUGGAGAUCACCUGGUGUGGGAGAGGGCUGUGAUGCACAGCUCUACAAUAUCACAAGUCCGACACCACAGUGAUACAUGUUUUCUUUCUAGACCAUGUUUAUCAUUUCUUUUGAAAUCACUAAAAAUACACAAUUCAUUUGAC